Messenger RNA from Pomacea canaliculata, 1418 nucleotides. RefSeq lists its product as uncharacterized. The transcript has 9 exons. NCBI's taxonomy places the organism in Eukaryota, Metazoa, Mollusca, Gastropoda, Architaenioglossa, Ampullariidae. The record is from RefSeq and is a predicted model, not a curated record. Bases 147 to 1418 code for a protein of 423 amino acids.
GAAGCGUCUGGGUCAACGGGACAGUGACCAGUAACAAACAGUUGGACAGAAUAUGUGAUGCUAUUCGGGAUGGAAAGCUCGAACAGCAGCCAUGUACCAAAAGUUUACCAUUUAUUUGCCAAAAGUCAUCUAGAACUGUGGGGCAAAUGACCAUGGAAGGUGACAGAAGCUCUGUUCAUCAAAUGAAAGACGACAUCGUAGUUGAGAAUAUGACAUCUGCUACCCCACAACCACUUUGGUGUCCGGUACAAACCACCUCUCAUGAUGACUUGGUCAUCUGGUACAAAGAUGGCUCACCAAUUCCACCAGAGUCUGGAAACCAAAACCAAUGGACAUCCACAAUCAGUCGGAGUCCUGGUAUCCUCCACUUAACCACAGACCUUCUGAGGAGACUGGGGUACAGCAAACGGUUCCGCCAGCCGGCCAUGCUUCAAGGCCUGUACUGGUGCAAGGUGUGGCGCCCUCACCCCUUGACCUCCUUGUCGUCAUACAAAAUCUUUGUCCGCUUUACAGAUGUAAUAACACUCCAAGGAUUUGUCAAAAGCACGGGCAUAUCACCGGAAACAGAAACAUUUUUCAACAAAAUGAAAAACAUGAACAGUCUGCCAGGCAUCAUCUCACGUGACAUGGAGAGAAUAAACGAGGAGGCGCUGAGAGAUGUGAGAGACAGACAACCUUAUCUUCAGGACAUCAUGUCCACCGUCACCCGUGUCGAUGCAGACACGUCGGAGACAGAAAUGCGGACAUACCUGUGUCUCUCUGUCAACAAUCUACCUGUGCCAGUCAAGGGACUGUUAGUGGAAGAGUAUUUACAACUCUGUUCACCUGCAGCUGCUUGCCAGCCAGGAGUACCUGCAAGGCUGGAAUGUCAGCCUGUCGCCAGACAAGGCCCUGCGCUUCUCAGUGACAGUUCACCACUGACAUUUCUCUCUGUCGCAGAGAUGUGUCCUCAGGCCAAGUUGCUGGACAAGUCCACGGGUCACGAGGCCACGUUUCCUAGUACUCCUGUCAACCAUCUUGCCAUGAGCAAGGAGUUCUGCGACGGAGAUUUUGUUGGCUAUGCCAUGUGCUCUGGGAACCUACGGACUGGGUCUUCAUGGGGCCACAGGCAGAUUGAGCAUUCCUGUAACAGCACUGGUCACGUCCACAUUGAGCCCGAGAAUGUUGCUGACGUCACAAACCGUCUGGAACGUAUUCUGACUUCAACGGAUCAGCUGACCGAAGUGGAUGUGGAGGCUGUGGCCGGCGUCAUCAGUCGCAUCACCGUCGUGCCUGUCCUGCCCGUUGAUGUUGGCCAGCAUUUACUACAGAUAGUAAGCCGAGUGUUAGACAGUCCACCUGAAGUUCUCAGGAGAGCACAGGAGCAGUCCAAUGCUACCACGAGGUUAGUGUCACUCCAGUUCUACUCGUUUUCUUAA